AUGACUUCCGUAAAGCUCGUGGAAACCGAAACUAUCUUCUAUUUCCGCCAUGAAGGAGAUGUCGCAAAUGAUGAGGUUGAAAAUAUUGAGCUGAUUGGAGAAGUCAAUCAUGCGUAUGAAAAAUUAUUGAAGAGCAAAGAAGGAAAUGAGGAUAAAUUUAUGGAGAGAGGGAUGCAGACUUUUAAUCCGAUGAUGAAGCCGCUUCCUGGAGUCAGGGCAUCGACGGAAAUCAAACAAAAAAUCCAAACCGACAAAAUCACCUUCGCCGAGGCCGGCUCCCAAGUGUCCGACUAUCUCCUUGAAAACAUCAACGAGUCAUCCUCAGAAAACCCAACGCCGCUACUCUCCUCGCCUGAUCGAAUCAACGAGGAAGACCUGACAAAAUCAAGCGGCAAAGUCGGAUCAAUGAUGAUGUCGACCGCUUCCGCUUCCAUGGCCAGUUCAAAAUCAGCGGUCAUCAGUACCAGAAACAAAGCGGCGAAGAUCGAGCAAGAGAAAAACUUCAAAAAUAUUCUCUCGUCCUCUCAAUUUUCGAAUUCACUGAAGUUGGUGGAAAGAGUCCUUUCGCAAAAUAUUCACAACGCGCAAGUCGGAACUUUCAGAAAUUCAAGCGCUUUGGAUAUCAUGGGAGAAAACUGGAGCUUGCCGAAUGAAGUUGGAUUUCAUACUCUCUGGGAAUACAGUUGUGCGGAAACAAGCGGGUUGGUCGUCAACCACGUGACCUGGCAUCCAACAGACCCGGAUCUGAUCGCAGUCGCGUACGGUUUUCUCGAUGAAGAAGAUCAAUCUCGAUCACGUGGUCUCGUCGCCUGCUGGACGAUCGCCAAUCUCGAGCAUCCAACCCGAUUAUUUUCCUUCAACUCGCCAGUUUGCAAAGUUUCAUUUGCUGAAUUGCAGAAUUAUCUCGCUGUUGGACUGUACAGUGGAGAAAUCUCAGUGAUAAAUAUCAAAGCAAAGGAUUCGAUGUUGAACACAGUUGAUUCUCAGGGAAAACAUAUGGGCCCUGUUUGGGGGCUUCAAUGGAUCAAGAGAGAGAGAGGCGGAGACGAAAAGCAAGAAGUCCUUGUCUCAGCCGCUGGAGACGGCAGAGUCGUCCAAUGGACCAUCAGAAAAGGUCUUGAAUUCCUCGAUUUGAUGAAGGUCAAGCGCUCUCAGCCAAAAACGCGAAAAACGAGGGAGAAAAAAAGCUCGAAUACGAAGAUAUCGCACUUUUCUCCAAACACGGCGCUUGCGUUUUCGCCAAAAAACGACCAAACUUAUCUUGUUGGAACGGAAGAAGGGUUGAUUCAUCGAUGCAGCUGCGCGUACAAUGAACAGACAUUGGAUACAUACAAGGGUCACGGUGGGCCUAUUUACAGUAUCGAGUGGCAUCCAACUGUAGAUCGACUCUUCGCAAGUGCGUCUGAAGACUGGAGCAUUCGAAUUUGGGAUCAAAAACACGAAAACCCCCUUGCCAUCCUCCUCACCGCCGGGCAAAGACCUGUUUUUGACAUUUGCUGGUCUCCUUAUGCUCAGACGAAACUAUUGUCGGUAAAUGAUCGAACGCUAGAAAUUUGGGACUAUUCAAAGUCGAUUUUGGACCCGAUUUCUUCAACGACCUUAAAUUCGCCAUCGAAAUCAAUUAAUUUUGCGCCUCAUUCUGAUUCGAUAUUUUUGGGCGAUUCUGAUGGAAAAGUUUUUGUUAAAAAGACGGUUGGAAUCAGAAGCGCAGAAGACGCGGAAAAGGUCUUUCUCGAACUUGUUCAAAAUACUUUCAAGAGCCAAAAAGAUGUUUCAAAAUAA
Messenger RNA from Oikopleura dioica, 1782 nucleotides. The record is from the annotation of a GenBank genome assembly. Lineage: Eukaryota; Metazoa; Chordata; Appendicularia; Copelata; Oikopleuridae.